AUGGUUUACGUCGGUAUUCCAAAGAAUUACACCCAGUCUCCGUCCUCGUUUGCCGGGACGCCGUCUCUGACCAUCAACUAUGAGGCCACUCAGGACCUCGACUCGUCCAAUGCCUUUGAAGGUCCUGAGAAGUUGCUCGAAGUAUGGUUCGCUCCGUCUGCCAGCGAGCUCGGCGCUGCCGGCCCGGAGGGUCUGAAGAAGGUCCCCGGUGAGAUUUGGAAGGAUAUGCUGGAUUUGGUCAACUGCCAAGUCCUCUCUGUUGUCUCAUCUGAGGAUGUGGACGCUUACCUUCUUUCAGAGUCCAGCAUGUUCGUCUGGCCACACAAGCUCAUCCUUAAGACUUGUGGGACUACGACCCUUCUUUCCGGCCUGCCGCGCAUCUUGGAGAUUGCCACUCUGUUUGCAGGCUUUCUCCGUGCUACGGCUCCGCCUUCGCGCGGUAUUACCGUGGCCGCAGCUCCCUAUCGAGUCUUUUACAGUCGCAAGAACUUUUUGUUCCCUGACCGUCAGCGUGGCCCUCACCGUAGCUGGCGCGACGAGGUUCGCACCAUGGACAGACUGUUCCUCAAUGGCAGCGCAUACAUGAUUGGCAAAAUGAACGGCGAGCAUUGGUACUUGUACUUGACCGAUCCUCACACUCUGCUCACCCCGCCCGCCAGCCCAAAGGAGGAGGAGACCAAUUUCACUGAGACAGAGACGAAGGUUCUCAGCUUCCCGCAGGCCUCCUCGAUCGUCGACUGCGAUGAACAUGACGAGACUCUGGAGGUUCUCAUGACCGAUCUGGAUGAGGAGAAUGCCAAGCAGUUCUAUUUGGACAACGCCUCCGCCGUGGCCGAGAAGCGCUACCGUAGCUUUGACAAUGAAGACGGUGUUGAGCAUAUCGAUGUCUUUGGCAAUGGGUCUGACCCGGAUGAUCCUGAUGCGGAUCGUCUGCUUCCGCCGGAGCUGACCACUGAAGGUCACGCUUUAGGGACUGUGGUUUCCGACGCCUGUGGUCUUUCGGACGUCUAUCCGAAGAGCAAGUUCCCUGACGCUCGUAUUGACGCGUAUCUCUUCACCCCCUGUGGCUUCUCGGCUAACGGUGUGGUGCCUGCUCCUGAUGGCAAGGCUCCAACUCACUAUUUUACCGUGCACGUCACUCCGGAACCCCACUGUUCCUAUGCUUCAUUUGAGACCAAUGUUCCGCAUUCUCAGAAUGGCAAGACCACUGCCGACAUUAUCCAGCAGGUUGUCGAGAUCUUCAAGCCAGGCCGUUUCAGCAUUACUUUGUUCGAGACCAAACCGGCCAUCGACGAGCUUGGCACUGAUACCAACGGCUUCCACGAGGUGCACUCGCACCGCCAGGCUAUGCGUCGAAACCACAAGAUGGAGCAUAUUGAAGGUUACCGCCGCGUUGACCGCAUCGUCCAUGAUCUGAACGGGUACGAUCUAGUGUUCCGUUACUACGAGCGCAACGAUUGGAAAGGGGGGCACCACGGAUUGGAGAGAAGA
This is a messenger RNA of Penicillium macrosclerotiorum, 1491 nucleotides long. Its product is annotated as adenosylmethionine decarboxylase SPE2. Gene Ontology annotation, cellular component: cytosol. NCBI's taxonomy places the organism in Eukaryota, Fungi, Ascomycota, Eurotiomycetes, Eurotiales, Aspergillaceae. The annotation marks the transcript as partial. The transcript has 2 exons. The record is from RefSeq and is a predicted model, not a curated record. Gene Ontology annotation, biological process: spermidine biosynthetic process; spermine biosynthetic process. Gene Ontology annotation, molecular function: adenosylmethionine decarboxylase activity.